AGUAUCCUCGAGUAGGCGCGUGCUCUGCACGCGCCAGUCAUAAAAAAAAAAAAAAUUAUUUUAAAUUCGAAUUUCGACUGUUUUGCAAUUUUUUGUUUUUUUUUUUUUUUUUUUUUUUUUCUUCCCAACGGCUCUUUCAACGGCUUUCUUCCAUUUUCCUUUUUUUUUUUUUUUUUAUCUUCUUUUCUCUCUAUAAAUAAUACUUCUCCCUACAACUCAUUCACCUACAAUUCAUUCAUCACAACUCAUUCCUUCUUCCUCCUACAAUUUUUCUUGCAAAAUAUCAUAUUCGUUCUUCCAAAAAUGUCGUCACCUGAACAUGAUUCUUCGCCCGAUUCCGACGAAGUCGCUGAAAAGUUCAUGGAGUUGGUUGAGUUGCAGAAACAAGUGCUUCAAUCAUACUACCCCCAACCGGCGCCGGAGCCGGCGCGUGCGAAACGUCCCCGAUCAUACGUCCACCGUGAUCGUGAAGAGGCCCAUGUACGUCUUAUGCAAGACUACUUCGUCGACAAUCCAACGUAUGGCCCUACUUUUUUCCGGCGUCGAUUUCGCAUGCAGAAGGAGCUCUUCUUGCGCAUCGUCGAUGCUGUUCAAGGUGAAGAUAUUUACUUUCAUAUGACCACUGAUGCACUCGGUCGAGAUUCUCUUUCUCCUUUGCAGAAAUGCACGUCGGCUAUCCGCCAAUUAGCCACCGGGGUUAGUGCGGAUGUGUUCGAUGAGUAUCUCAAAGUGGCAGACUCAACCGGUCGUCUAUGCCUAAAGAAGUUCUGCAAGGCGGUCAUACGGGCUUUUGGAGCCCAUUACCUGCGCCGUCCAACGGCAACAGACGUGCAACGCCUACUCCGAAUGCACGAGGCGAGACAUGGUUUUCCCGGGAUGCUCGGGAGCUUAGACUGCAUGCAUUGGGCGUGGAAGAACUGCCCAAAGGCGUGGCACGGCGCAUACACACGCGGGGAUCAGGGAGAGCCCACCUUGAUAUUGGAGGCCGUUGCCUCAUUCGAUUUGUGGAUUUGGCACGCCUUCUUCGGCGUCGCUGGUUCAAACAACGACAUCAAUGUGCUGAAUCAGUCUCCUCUCUUCUCCGACGUGUUAGGAGGAACUGCGGCGCCGGUGGUCUUUCAUGCCAACCAGCGCGAAUACCGGAUGGGCUACUAUUUGUGUGACGGCAUAUAUCCGGAGUGGCGUUGCUUCGUGAAGAGUCCAUCAAUGGCAACCAAUCCGAAGGAGGCAAGGUUCAAGAAGAUGCAAGAAUCGGCACGGAAGGAUGUGGAACGCGCCUUCGGAGUCCUUCAAGCUCGGUGGGGAAUCAUUCGAUGUCCGGCGCGCAAUUGGUACGUAGAGCACUUGAAGGACAUCAUGUUGUGUUGCAUCAUUCUCCACAACAUGAUUGUGGAGCACGAAGGUGAAGCGGCUGCCAACUGGAGAGAUGAUGACGGGGCGUCUAGCAGUGGUUCGACGGAGAGUGCUGGACAAACGCCGGUGGCCUUCGAGGAAUAUGUGCGAAGGGAUAGCCUUCUCCGAGAUAGACAACUACAUGCUCAGCUCCGAUAUGAUUUGACUGAGCACCUUUGGGCACGUUUCGGACCUCUAGGGCCAGAGUAGUUAAUUUUUAGGAAUUGUUUUUAUUUUAUUAAAGUUUUAUGUAAUAUUUAGGAUUUUAUAAUUAAUGCAAUUUAAAUUUGUAAUAAA
This is a messenger RNA of Salvia miltiorrhiza (redroot sage), 1689 nucleotides long. RefSeq lists its product as uncharacterized. NCBI's taxonomy places the organism in Eukaryota, Viridiplantae, Streptophyta, Magnoliopsida, Lamiales, Lamiaceae. Gene Ontology annotation, molecular function: protein binding. The record is from RefSeq and is a predicted model, not a curated record. The coding region runs from base 304 to 1602 and encodes 432 amino acids. The transcript has a single exon.